AUGGCAAACGUCGUCGAGCUGCAGGUUGUCCCUCCACCCCUUCCAGCAUCCUGGACCCCUCCAACGAGCUCGGGCAAGCCCAUCUCUCCCUUGGUCGAACGACGGUUGCUGCCCGCAGGACCUGCAUAUCUCGCUCAUGUCAAACGAGCCGUUCACAAUCUCUCUUUUGAAGAACACGACAAACAUGCGGAAGACGAGCGAAAGCGGCUCGAAGCGGUCAACGGAACGGGUGUUAACGGGGAAGACGAUUUUGGUGUUGGCGAUGAGGAGGAAACUGAGGAUUUGCUCACCCUAGAUCCUAAGGAAUGGAAGAAACAAGACCACUAUGCUGUCCUUGGGCUGUCACAUCUACGAUACAGGGCCACGGAUGAGCAGAUCAAAAUUGCUCAUCGGAAGAAGGUGCUCAAGCACCAUCCUGACAAAAAGGCGGGCCUCGCGGGAGAUUCAAAUGAUGACGCCUUUUUCAAAUGCAUCCAGAAAGCGAAUGAGGUUCUCACAAACGCAGAACGUCGCCGCCAGUUCGACUCUGUUGACCCGCAUUAUGAUGCGUUAGAAUCUGACGUGCCCACUGCAUCGCAAAUCAAAAACGCAAAAAACCCACAAUCGUUCUUCUUCAAAGAAUUUGCUCCAGUGUUCGAACGUGAGGCGCGGUUUAGCAAAGUUCAACCUGUGCCCAUGUUGGGCUCUUACGACGAUGCCAAGGAUAAGGUUGAAGGAUUCUACGACUUUUGGUACAAAUUCGAGAGCUGGCGUAGCUUUGAAUAUCUAGACAAGGAGGUCAACGAGGGUAGUGACAACCGGGACGACAAGCGAUACACGGAAAAGAAGAACAAGUCAGAGCGUGCUCGCCGCAAGAAAGAGGACACUGCACGUUUGCGUGGCAUCGUCGAUCUCGCCCUCCAAAACGACCCACGGAUCAAGAGGAUCAAACAAGAGGAGAAGGACGCUCGGGAAGCAAAGAAAAAGAGCAAGGGGGGCGUCAAUGGCGUCGACCAGAAGCAGAAGCUAGAAGAGGAGAAGAAGAAAGCGGAGGAGGAGGCCAAGCGCAAGGAAGAGGAAGAGAAGAUUGCUCGCGCAGAAGCCAAAAAGGCGAAAGCCGCUGCAGCCAACGCUGCAAAAAAGGCCAGGCGACAGCAGCGGGCAGGAGAGGAGGGUGCUCCCGCCUAA
Fibroporia radiculosa is the source of this 1167-nucleotide messenger RNA. RefSeq lists its product as uncharacterized. Bases 1 to 1167 code for a protein of 388 amino acids. NCBI's taxonomy places the organism in Eukaryota, Fungi, Basidiomycota, Agaricomycetes, Polyporales, Fibroporiaceae. The record is from RefSeq and is a predicted model, not a curated record. Gene Ontology annotation, molecular function: Hsp70 protein binding; ribosome binding. The transcript has 6 exons. Gene Ontology annotation, cellular component: cytosol. Gene Ontology annotation, biological process: 'de novo' cotranslational protein folding; regulation of translational fidelity.